This is a messenger RNA of Juglans regia (Persian walnut), 459 nucleotides long. Its product is annotated as probable protein phosphatase 2C 61. Gene Ontology annotation, molecular function: protein serine/threonine phosphatase activity. The transcript is spliced from 3 exons. Bases 1 to 459 code for a protein of 152 amino acids. NCBI's taxonomy places the organism in Eukaryota, Viridiplantae, Streptophyta, Magnoliopsida, Fagales, Juglandaceae. The record is from RefSeq and is a predicted model, not a curated record. Gene Ontology annotation, biological process: protein dephosphorylation.
AUGUUUAUGUAUCCAAACGUAAAGCCAGGCUUGCCUUCUGAAGCAGAAAGAAUAAGGAACUGCAAUGGCCGGGUGGCUGCACUAAACCAUGAACCGCACAUUCAACGGGUAUGGCUGCCCCAUGAUGACACUCCAGGCCUUGCCAUGUCACGAGCUUUUGGAGACUUCAUUCUCAAAGACCAUGGCAUCAUUGCCAUCCCGGAUAUCAAGUAUCACCGCCUAACUCCCGACGACCAAUUCAUCAUUCUUGCAACUGAUGGGGUUUGGGAUGUUGUGAGUAAUGAUCAAGUUGCAUCCAUUGUGUGGGAAGCAGAGAGUGAACAAGAAGCAGCAAGACUGGUGGUGGAGGCAGCUACCACUGCAUGGAAAAAUAAGUCUCCUACUGCAAAAGUAGACGACUGCAGUGUGGUUUGCCUCUUUUUGCAAAAGAAACAUCAUGUUGUGGCAGUGGACACUUGA